AUGAAAAAGCAAAGCGAAGACAGCGAAAUGCAGUCGCUGGACGACACAAGCAAGACCGCGACUCCGGAUAUGGCACGAGCAGACCAAAAAGCCCAGAGCCCACCGAGCACGGAAAAAGACAUUUACGAGGUCGGCUGGGAGGGUGGUGAGGCGGAUCCUCUAUGCCCUCGUAGCUACAGCACCUUGAAAAAAUGGCGCAUCACUCUUGUCAUUUGUUCUGUCAGUCUGUGCAUGACAUGCGCUAGUUCCAUCUACACCGCGACAUACCAACAGAUGGAAGCAGAGCUGGGCAACUCAAGAAUAGUGUCUAUUCUUGGUCUUUCUCUUUUCGUUCUCGGCAUCAGUUUCGGUCCUAUGGCUCUUGGGCCCCUGAGCGAGUUUUACGGCCGACGACCCAUUUACCUCAUUUCCUGGACGAUCUAUGUGAUUUUCAUUAUACCACAGGCCGUCGCCAAGAUUGGGGUGAUUCUCGUUUUUCGUUUCCUCGAUGGCUUCACUGGCAGCGCUUUCCUCGCUGUGGCUGGAGGCACCAUUCACGAUCUCUUCGACAGGGCGCAACUACAACACCCAAUUUCUAUCUUCUCAGUGUCGCCAUUUAUCGGACCUAGUUUGGGUCCCCUGAUUGGCGGUUUGAUCUGUUCUUAUCUCGAUUGGAGAUGGACGUACUACGUUUUGAUCAUUUGGUCUUUUGCUUUGUGGCUAGCAAUCAUCUUCCUUGUUCCUGAGACAUUUCAUCCGAUUCUAUUACGAGACAAGGCGAGAAAGCUUCGAAAAGAGACAAACAACGAAUCAUGGUUUGCUCCUAUAGAAAGAGCGCACAGGUCUGUUGCCCACGCAAUUGGCAACUCCUUACUCCGACCAUUCCAGCUUCUAUUCCUUGAACCCAUGUGUUUCUGCCUCUGCAUUUUUGCAGCACUCUUGCAUGGUAUUCUUUACUUAUUUUUCGACGCUUUCCCGCUGGUCUUUGUCAACAAUCAUGGCUUCAACUUGUGGCAAGUCGGUCUAUCCUUCCUAGGAAUUGGUGUUGGCAUGAUCCUAGCUAUUUUCAUGAAUCCGGUUUGGAACAAUGCGCGAAACCGUCUUAUGCGAAAGAAAGAACAAGAGACGGGUAUCCAUGCUAGCGAGCCCGAGUUCCGGCUUCCUGCUGCUAUGGUAGGCUCUCUGAUUGUGCCUGUUGGCAUGUUCAUGUUUGGAUGGACAACAUUCCCCUGGGUGCACUGGAUUGUUCCUAUCAUAGGCUCUACCAUAUUUGGAUUUGGGGCAUUGCUGCUGUUUACCUCUAUUUUCGGUUUCCUUGUUGACGCUUAUCCAACGUACGCAGCGAGCGCCAUGGCUGCAAAUGGCUUCAUCCGAUGCAUUUUUGCCGCCGUAUUCCCACUUUUCGGCGAGCACAUGUUUGAAGGGCUAGGAUACCAAUGGGCGUCAUCAUUGUUGGCGUUUCUCACUGUUGCCAUGAUACCGUUUCCGUUCCUCUUUUUCCGCUAUGGCAAAUCCAUUAGACACAAAAGCCGCUUCGCUAAGAAGUAG
Penicillium bovifimosum is the source of this 1527-nucleotide messenger RNA. Its product is annotated as MFS transporter. NCBI's taxonomy places the organism in Eukaryota, Fungi, Ascomycota, Eurotiomycetes, Eurotiales, Aspergillaceae. The record is from RefSeq and is a predicted model, not a curated record. Gene Ontology annotation, cellular component: membrane. Gene Ontology annotation, biological process: transmembrane transport. Gene Ontology annotation, molecular function: transmembrane transporter activity. Bases 1 to 1527 code for a protein of 508 amino acids. The transcript is spliced from 6 exons.